Molecule: messenger RNA, 1551 nt
Organism: Corythoichthys intestinalis (scribbled pipefish)
Lineage: Eukaryota; Metazoa; Chordata; Actinopteri; Syngnathiformes; Syngnathidae
Gene: ecsit
Product: ECSIT signaling integrator
Exons: 6
Coding region: 107-1318 (403 amino acids)
Biological process (GO): innate immune response; cell surface receptor protein serine/threonine kinase signaling pathway
Cellular component (GO): mitochondrion
Molecular function (GO): protein binding
Source: RefSeq, a predicted model, not a curated record
AUGUUCCUCUUUUUCAGACCGGAAACAUUUUCGGAGGAACAACCCGGAAGUCUGCCGGUCUUCUACUCGGUGACACUCAUGAGUAAUCUGAAGGAGACGUAACAUCAUGAAGUCCACAAGGUGUCUUCUCCGGCUGCUGGGCCGCUCCGCCCAUCCUAGCUUGCUACAGAAUCUGCAGCACAACCAGAUACAGACGGCGAGACAUAUCCGAGAUAAGAAAGGAGGACACGUACCCGUGGAGUUUCUCAGCGACAGGAGUUCAGUGGUCCAGCGUGACACCUUUGCCACGGAGCACAAAACCAAGGCUUCUUUCGUGGAGGCGCUGGAGGUCUUCAUCAAAGGCGACGUAAGGCGACGGGGCCACGUGGAGUUCAUCUACGCCGCGCUCAGUAAGAUGCCCGAGUUCGGCGUGGAGCGGGACUUGGUUGUCUACAACCGCCUGCUGGACGUGUUUCCCAAGGAGGUCUUCGUACCUAGGAACUUCAUCCAGAGGAUGUUCAACCACUACCCACGGCAGCAGGAGUGCGCAGUGCAACUACUGGAACAAAUGGAGAACUACGGUGUCACGCCCAACGUGGAAACCAAAGUCCUGCUUGUGCGGAUUUUUGGUGAGAAGGGCCACCCUGUGAGGAAGUACCAGCGCAUCAUGUACUGGUUUCCAAAAUUCAAACACGCCAACCCUUUCCCCGUUCCGCAUCAGCUACCCCAAGACCCGGUGGAGCUGGCCGACUUUAGUCUUAAGCGGAUAGCUGCCGACCUGGACGCUAGAGUCACCGUUUUCCAGAUGCCGGGAACAGACGUGACAGAGACCGGGGAGCAGAUAACCCUCCCCCACGUGGUAGGAAUUCAGAGCCCUGCACAAAUGGCGCUCCUCAGAAAGCACAACCCGAGCAGGCCCGUUUUUGUGGAGGGACCCUUUCCACUGUGGCUGAGGAAGACGUGUGUACAUUACUACAUCCUUCGGGCUGAACCUGAGCCACCUGAUGAGAAGGUGGAGGAGCCCUAUGAUCCAGAGCGAAGUUUCUACUACCCUCUGCAGCUGGACCUCGACUUAGAUCGGGAUUUUGGGGACCUUGAGACCUUCGAUGUGGAAGACUUGGAUGAAGGUCCGGUUUUUGCCAUGUGCAUGACCAACCAAGGAGACCAGGCCACCCUCAACCGAUGGAUCUCUGGUCUGCAGGAGAGCAACCCCAUCCUGGGGCACAUCCCUACCCUGUUCCGGCUGCAAGCCGGCCCCAGAGAGCUCCAGGCGGAGACCCCGAAAGAGGAGAGGCCCCCUGAAGAAGAAGAAGAGGAGGCGGCAAGGGGAAGGAACUGACUUCCAGAAUCCUUGACUUACAGGGAGUAGACCCUGGACUCAUUUCAGAAUGCAGGAGGACUGUAGACCACUAGGUGGUCUAAAAACACAAGUGCGGAACCCAGAACUUCAUGAAAUGACUUCAUUACUUGGACAUUUUGUUUCCCAAAACCGUACAAAAAGAUUUAAUUGCAGAAUAAAAGGCAAUUGAUGAUCUUCCUGCUUAACCAGUAAAUUAAAAACAUUUUUUCAUG